This is a messenger RNA of Dendroctonus ponderosae (mountain pine beetle), 971 nucleotides long. RefSeq names its product electron transfer flavoprotein subunit beta (gene Etfb). Gene Ontology annotation, molecular function: electron transfer activity. NCBI's taxonomy places the organism in Eukaryota, Metazoa, Arthropoda, Insecta, Coleoptera, Curculionidae. The record is from RefSeq and is a predicted model, not a curated record. The transcript has 6 exons. Bases 116 to 877 code for a protein of 253 amino acids. Gene Ontology annotation, cellular component: cytosol.
CAGUUUUCGUUCAAAUUUCACAAUUACAGUGCAAAGUCCACAGACUACAUACUAUUAUAAGUCCAAGAGAUCAUUCUCGUUACAAAGUCUUCCAAUCUUCAGUGAUCCAGAUAAAAUGGCCCGAGUUCUGGUUGGCGUUAAAAGAGUGAUCGACUAUGCAGUCAAAAUCAGAGUCAAGCCAGACAAAUCAGGCGUUGUAACCGAUGGGGUCAAACACUCAAUGAACCCCUUCGAUGAGAUCGCGGUGGAGGAGGCAGUUAAGCUAAAGGAGAAGAAAAUCGCCUCGGAAAUCAUCGCUGUGUCAUGCGGGCCUGCCCAAUCGCAGGAAGUUUUGAGGACUGCCUUGGCUAUGGGUGUGGACAAGGGCAUUCAUGUGGAGGUUACAGGCCCGGAGUACGAAACCCUACAGCCCAUCCACGUCUCGAAGAUUCUGGCUAAAAUUGCCCAGAACGAGAAAAUAGACAUUGUUAUAGUGGGAAAGCAGGCAAUAGAUGAUGACUGUAACCAGACGGCUCAAAUGACUGCCGGCGUGCUGGAUUGGUCCCAGGCCACUUUCGCCUCAAAGGUGGAGAAGGGCGACAAUGAAAUCACGGUAACCAGGGAGGUGGAUGGAGGUUUGGAGGUGAUCAAGAGCAAACUGCCAGCUGUGAUAAGCGCCGAUUUGAGACUGAACGAGCCCCGAUAUGCCACCCUCCCGAACAUCAUGAAAGCCAAGAAGAAGCCGAUCCAAAAACUCACACCGAAAGAUCUGGGGGUAGACGUGACGCCCCGUAUCAAAGUGGUGAGCGUUGAAGACCCUCCGACGAGGCAAGCAGGGCAAAUCGUCCCCGAUGUGGACACCCUGAUAGGAAAACUCAAAGAAGGGGGCCACUGCUAGGACGGGAAAAGCCACUGUCGUCAUAGGAAUUUUUAUUGGAAAAGAAGAUGCCUUUUAUGAACACAUUCGUUCGAUUAAACAACGUUACUUUAAA